This is a messenger RNA of Sparassis crispa, 429 nucleotides long. RefSeq lists its product as hypothetical. The record is from RefSeq and is a predicted model, not a curated record. Bases 1 to 429 code for a protein of 142 amino acids. NCBI's taxonomy places the organism in Eukaryota, Fungi, Basidiomycota, Agaricomycetes, Polyporales, Sparassidaceae. The transcript has a single exon.
AUGCUAGCGGAAAUCGGCAGAGCCAUCACAGCAUCCGUCCGAAUGUCCUCACCCGACUCGACCGGCGGCGCAUUCAAAGUCUCUACCCAGACCUCCAAUGGCCCAGUGCACGUCCACUUCGUCGAUUCUCCUGUGGACACGUAUCUGGACUUCUCAGCAAGGACGUCUAAUGCACCCGCCGGGGCGUCCUUGCAUCGUGCCUAUGAGGGAUCGUUCAGCCUCCACACCACGCAUAAAGCGCCGGUCCUGCAUAUCAGCGAGCAUGCUGAGGACCCUUCUGGAAGAGCUCGCGGUAGGAAUGUCACAUCUUCCCGUUGGAGAAGCGGCCUGGAGGGAAGCGUAGCAUGGGGAAACCCACCUUAUGACCAGCCGUUGGGCUCUGCUUCUGUGCAGAGCACCAAUUCUGCAGUCACUUUGGAGUUGCAAUGA